GACCUUUUCUUGCAGUUGUUGCCCAUCUGGAUGUCUUAAUUCCUUCCCCCUUUGUCCUUCAUUUCUUCAAACUGUUGAUAUAAGUAACCAUAUUUUCAAGUCACUUUUUUCUUGGGAACUUCUCCCGUUCUUUUUGAUUGCUCUUGUAAGAAAGUAAUGAGCCAGCUCCGUGCUAAUCCAUCUACCCACUUGAUUCCUCCAAAGACACAACACCAAUACGAUGAUUCGGCAUUAGAAGGGGUGACAGCCAAUAUAAAGCUGUUGCUAAAACUCAUCCAGGAUCAUAAAGAUGCCUGUGACAAAGAGAAAAAUGACAGCAGGAGGAUGCUGAGGGUGGCCACAAUGAUUACCAUCCUGGAUAAUGUAAGGGACAGAAUCCAGAAAUCCCAAUCCUUUGGCAACAAAAGAUCAGAAGCUGAUCUCAGGAGGUGCAACACUGAUCUGAGGCCUGAUAACAGGCAAAGCGGUGAACCGGCAGUGGAUGAAGAGAACGAGAGGCUGAGAAAAGAGCUGAACACAAGCUUGGCCGCACGGAAAAGCCUCCAGGCUAUGUGCUCCAGCUUCGGAAAAGAGAAGGAGAUAAUGGCUGCACAGCUCUCAAGGAAGGUGCAAGAACUGAAUGGGAUGGAGGAACUUGUUAAUGAUCUUAAGGCACAAAAUCAGACAUUGAUGCAGAAGGUACAAGAAUGUGUUUCCAAGCACAAGGAGAAGAAAUAUGGUGGCGUUGGAGGAGGAGAAUCACAGGGGAAUGUGGCCCUGCAAGAGCGCAACAAGGCACUCUCGGAACAGCUUUUGAAGUCACUCGACGGAUAUCGAUCUAUGAAGAGGAAGCUGAAACUAGCACGAGAGGAGAAUGUUAAGAUGCAUGCCACUAUGGAUGAAAUGAGGGAGAAGAUCACGAGAAGCCUCGAGAGAGUUGGAAGCUUUAAAGAGCGUCUAUCGCUGUCUUCUGGAAGCAAUCCACAGAUUGAUGUUCAAGAGGAAAUCGUAGCACUGGAGAGCAUGUUUGAGUGCUUCCAAAUGAUGGUGGCAAAAUAUGAUAAGAAGCAAGGGGAAUGCAUUCAGCCCAAGGGGGAGAUCAGUGCUUGUAAGCCUUCUGUUCUAGCAUGAGAAGAAGAGGCAAAUUAGGAGCAGAGACACAGGACCGAGUCUAAUGUCCUUACUAGUUUCUUCCAUGCUCAUGUAUUAAUUAGUUUUUCUCUAAGUGAUAGCAAGGUAAUAAGAUAUAAUCAGGUGAAAGUUAAGCAAAGAGGAGCGUUUGUGUUAUACAUUUCUUCAAUGCGUGGAAAUGGCUGCCGAUGAUGAUUCGUGUAGCUCAUUAGGCUGUAUUGUACUUAAAUAGCUGUCCAUUAGUGUUUUUUUUUUGGCAUUGACAGCCUAAUAAGUUUUGGGCAAGGUUUGUGA
This is a messenger RNA of Sesamum indicum (sesame), 1404 nucleotides long. Its product is annotated as myosin heavy chain-like protein. NCBI's taxonomy places the organism in Eukaryota, Viridiplantae, Streptophyta, Magnoliopsida, Lamiales, Pedaliaceae. The record is from RefSeq and is a predicted model, not a curated record.